ACGCAUCGGCACACACGCAUCGCAAACGCCGAAAUGAUCCGUAUCACUUUAAUCUGGGCCGUUGUUGCCGUCAGCCAUCUUUGUUUGGCAUAUCCUGCCGCGGACCCCGACCCCUUAGGGUUUGGCCACAAGACUCAUGUGAAGAUUCACAUUCCGCAUGAAGUCCGCACAGUGCAUCACCAUCAUGUCGAGAAAAUACCAGUGUACAAAGAAGUGCCAAUUUACAAGGAAGUGCCCGUGCUCCACGAAGUACCCGUCGUCAAACACGUGCCUAUACUGCAAACUGUACAUGUACCAAUUGUCAACACAGUACAUGUUGAGAAACCUGUGUUCAUACCAGUGAAAGAGCAUCUUGGUCUAUGGCACUGAGGCCUUUUAAGCUACUUGAAUCCUAGUGCAGAGUCCAUAGUGAUACUUCCGGUGCGUAGAAUAUUGCUAGUGUUAUAGGUUACUUAUUUUUUAAGUUUAUCAUCUGCCUUUUAUCUAAAGUUAGUGCGCACUUAUUUGAAACUGAGUUCUUGAGAAUUUCUAAUGGCGAGUUCAUAUUGUAGUUUCUUGAACCACAGAGAGUUUAUUUUAAGAUCACUGUGAACACUAUGAGAUACGAUGUUAUAUAAAUAAGUAAAUGUUCAUUAAAGUUCUUAAGACUAUCUCCGAUCUGUUAAGUGUCUUAGCGAAGUUCGUUCGCUCAUUUGUUCAUUCAUUAGCGACGUUCUUCUCUAACAGACUUCACACAACGUCACAAGCCAGGCUAAAACCAGAUUGACCUUCGCAAACUAUAUAAACUUAACACUAA
This is a messenger RNA of Pararge aegeria (speckled wood butterfly), 796 nucleotides long. RefSeq lists its product as uncharacterized. Bases 34 to 369 code for a protein of 111 amino acids. NCBI's taxonomy places the organism in Eukaryota, Metazoa, Arthropoda, Insecta, Lepidoptera, Nymphalidae. The transcript has 3 exons. The record is from RefSeq and is a predicted model, not a curated record.